CCCGCUUUAAGACUGUUGCCACUAUCCUCAUAUCUUGUUAAUGAGUCUUACAGAGAGCCACACGAUCCCUUCCUGUUCUUGAUUCUCAAUGAACCCAACACAGACCCUUUACUCUCCCGGCGGGAACUCUCCGGCGACACACCCAUCUUCACUCUUCCCUCAAAUCAACAGAUGCCGAACUAUAAGAGACCUCUCUCAAAUCCAUGCCGCAUUCAUCAAAUCGGGUCAGAUGCGAGACACUCUCGCCGCCGCAGAGAUACUCCGAUUCUGUGCUACCUCCGAUCUCCAUCACCGUGACCUCGAAUACGCACAUAAGAUCUUUAAUCAGAUGCCUCAACGAAAUUGCUUCUCUUGGAAUACUAUAAUCAGAGGUUUCAGUGAGAGCGAUGGAGAAGACAAAGCUGUAAUCGCAAUCGCAUUGUUCUGUGAGAUGAUGAGCGACGAGUUCGUUGAACCGAACCGGUUCACGUUUCCUUCUGUGCUUAAGGCUUGUGCGAAAACAGGGAAGAUUCUACAAGGUAAGCAGAUUCAUGGGUUGGCUUUGAAGCUUGGGUUGAGCUGUGAUGAGUUUGUCAUGAGUAAUCUCGUUAGGAUGUAUGUGAUCUGUGGUUUGAUGAAAGAUGCUUGUGUGUUGUUUUAUAAGAACAUUAUAGAGAAAGAUAUGGUGGUGAUGGCUGAUAGAAGAAAGAGAGAUGGUGAGGUUGUGUUAUGGAAUGUUAUGAUUGAUGGUUAUAUGAGACUUGGUGAUUGUAAAGCUGCACGGAUGCUGUUCGACAAAAUGCGUCAGAGAAGCGUUGUUUCUUGGAACACGAUGAUAUCAGGUUAUUCGCAGAACGGGUUUUUUAAAGAUGCUGUUGAGGUUUUCUGUGAGAUGAAGAAAGGAGAUGAUUUUGAUAUCCGUCCGAAUUAUGUUACUUUGGUUAGUGUUCUUCCUGCGAUUUCACGGCUCGGGUCGUUAGAGUUAGGAGAAUGGUUGCAUUGUUAUGCGGUGAAUAAUGGUAUCAGGAUUGAUGAUGUGCUUGGCUCUGCUUUGAUUGAUAUGUACUCGAAAUGUGGGAUCAUUGAGAAAGCGGUUAAGGUGUUUGAGAGAGUACCUCGAGAGAAUGUGAUUACUUGGAGUGCGAUGAUAAACGGGUUUGCUAUACAUGGACAGGCAGGUGAUGCUAUUGAGUGUUUUUGUAAAAUGAGGCGGGCUGGACUUCAGCCUAGUGAUGUUGUUUACAUCAAUCUCUUGACUGCUUGUAGCCAUGCUGGGUUAAUAGAAGAAGGAAGGAAGUAUUUUAGUGAAAUGGUGAGUGUGGAUGGGUUAGAGCCUAGGAUUGAGCACUAC
This is a messenger RNA of Camelina sativa (false flax), 1330 nucleotides long. Lineage: Eukaryota; Viridiplantae; Streptophyta; Magnoliopsida; Brassicales; Brassicaceae. The record is from RefSeq and is a predicted model, not a curated record.